Cyprinus carpio (common carp) is the source of this 2632-nucleotide messenger RNA. RefSeq names its product meiosis-specific nuclear structural 1. NCBI's taxonomy places the organism in Eukaryota, Metazoa, Chordata, Actinopteri, Cypriniformes, Cyprinidae. Gene Ontology annotation, biological process: cilium organization. The record is from RefSeq and is a predicted model, not a curated record. Gene Ontology annotation, cellular component: motile cilium.
UCUUUAUUCCCAGGUCUGAAAGCCCGGCGUUUCUAGGACAACGACUCACAAACAAAUGAGUGUGGUGUUUGGCGUUUCCCAUUUUGUUUAGUUAGAAACAAAAGCAUUUAUAUCGCAAAGUCGACGGGCCUGAUCCACAACCUCCAGUACACCUGAAGAAUGUCUUUCAUGAGCCAGCAGCGCAACAUCUCUCACAGCCGCCAACAGAAGAUGAUGCUGGAGUCCCGCAAACAGGAGGAAAUGCGUGAGAAUCAAACCAAACGCAUCGCCAGAGACAAGCAGCUGCAAGCCAACAUCCAGUGCGAAGACAGAGUCGAGAAAAAGCGCUUCCUGCGCAAAAUGCAAGAUGAAGAGUAUGGCCAACAAAUCCAGGAAUCAAUUCUCAAGGCAGAAGAGGACCGACAGUUCAGAGAGAGGCAGCUUGAACAGGAAGAGAGGAUGGCCAAGGAGCUAGCCAGAAUUAAUAAUGAGAAACUCCGAGAUGAGAAGAUGAGGCAGUACAUUAAAGAGAACAGCGUUGAGCUUCGAGAGCUAGAGUUAAAGCUCAAGUCUGCCUACAUGAACAGAGAGCGGGCAGCACAGGUGGCAGAGAAGGAAGCCGUGCGAUAUGAGACAGUGCGACAAGAGGCUGCUGUUGCCCGUAAGAUGAAGGACGAGCAUGAGCUUGCAGAGAUGGAGAAGGAGAAGCAGGAGCAGAAGAAGUAUGAGGAGGUUGUGCUCUACCAGCAAGAACUUGAGCGGCAGCUUGAGGAGAAGGAGCGCAAGAGACAGGAAGCCUAUGAGGAGUUUCUUAAAGAGAAACUCAUGGUGGACGAAAUAGUGCGGAAGAUCUAUGAGGAAGAUCAGAGGGAGCUUCAGUUACGACUUGAGAAAGUAGUGGCCACUCAGAGAUACAUUGAAGAUUUUAAAAAGCAGCAAGCGGAGUGGAGACAUUUAGAGCGAGAAAAGGUGGAGGCGGAGAACAGGCGCAUCAUUGAGUUUGCCCACUACCAGCAGAGGAAGGAGGAGGACAGGAUGGCCAAAGUUAGAGAGCGAGAGCAGGCGAAAGAAAACCUGCACAAAAUGCUCUCUGAGCAGAUCGAGAUGGAGAAAAGAGAGCGUGAGAAGAUGGAGCGUGUCCGUGAGGAACUUCACUUGGAAGAGCAGGCCGAGGCUGCAAGACGACAGGAAAUUGAAGAGAUGGAGAAGAGGAUCCGGCAGCGGCUAGAGCUGCAGAAGACGUGUCAGGAGAUGAUGGCCUUCAAGCAGUUGCGCAUACAAGCUGAGAAAGAGGAAGAGAAGGCCUUUAGACAGAUGAUGAUGGCCAAGUUUGCAGAGGAUGACCGCAUUGAGCAGAUGAAUGCCCAGAAGCGCCGUAUGAAACAGUUGGAACACAAACGGGCUGUGGAGAAGCUACUGGAAGAAAGGAGACAGCAGUAUCUGGCUGAACAAGUGAGGGAGGAAGAGGAGCGAGCUAUGGAGAAGGAGAGAGAGGCUCAGCGGCGAAAGAUCAUUGAAGAGGAGAGACAGAGGCUCCUAAAACAGCAUGCAACGAAACUGCUGGGAUACCUACCAAAGGGUAUUUUCAAAGAAGAUGACCUGGAGCACUUUGAUGAGGAUUUCAAAAACAAUUUCAAACAACGACAGGCUGAUAUUUUCUCAGAUGAGGGUUGGGGAGAUGAUUCGCAGUAGGGUAAUUCCUGGCAUGACCACCACGUGGCACUGUUUUUAAAGCCAAUCUGGUAUGCUUAACAGUGCAUUAUCAACUGUUAGGUGCAUCUGCCACUUCCACAAACUAUUGAACAAAUUUCAUACAUGACACAUAUUUACCUUUAUCUUGAAUAAAUUUAUACAGUAUAUUCAAACUAACUGAAUAGUGUGUUACUUUGUAUAUGUAAAUAGUAUAAUGUCAAACUUUAUUAGGCUAAUGAGUUUGGUUAAAAUCUCCUGUAAUGAAUUUGUCACGUUAUGUAACCAUUUAGUGUGCCUACUGGGUAAUACAUUGUUUUUCCCUCUUCCCUGAACUGAUAAAGUUAAAUUUCACUUUUUUGUAGAAUGAAUUCAAGGGAGGAAUUCUAAAUGAAUUCACCAGAUGUUCACCAUUUGUAGACUAGACUUGGUUAGCAUUCCUCACGCAAGCAUUUCCUUUCCUCUGAGUGAUUUCAUUGCUUCCUAAGAAAGAACUGGAUAUGGUUGAUGGUUGGCAGGCAGUAUAUCAAACGAGCAAGAAUUUAAUCAAAUGUGACUGCUCAUGUACAGUCAAGUCUGUCAGUGUCUCUACAGCUGUCAGUCAUUCUGUUCGGUUAGUUAGUCCAUUACAUUGGUCUGGCUGCUUUCAUGGCCGUACAAUUCUUCUGUUUAAGUGUUGACUGCUAUAUAUACCUGCACUAUGGAAAUGUCAAGCCUCUGUUGUAACUGCUAUUAUGAAAUUGUAAGACACAUGCUAAAAUGCAAUACAUUUCAAAGCAAUCAUAUAAUGAAUUUAAUUGAAAAUUUCAAUAAAUUGAUCCCCCAAACUUUAAUGCAAUAUCACCAUCCAUUAGCAAUAGAAGUUCAUUUUCAAUUCUAAACCUGGCAAAUUCAGUUUUAUUAGAUCACCACAUACUCUUCUCACAACACUGAUAAUAAAAGCUCCUUUGCUCGCUGCAUAAUG